AUGGGCAACAUCUUCGGGAACCUGCUGAAGAGCCUGAUCGGGAAGAAGGAGAUGCGGAUCCUGAUGGUGGGGCUGGACGCCGCCGGCAAGACCACCAUCCUCUACAAGCUGAA
Nipponia nippon (crested ibis) is the source of this 113-nucleotide messenger RNA. Lineage: Eukaryota; Metazoa; Chordata; Aves; Pelecaniformes; Threskiornithidae. The record is from RefSeq and is a predicted model, not a curated record.